Messenger RNA from Harpegnathos saltator (Jerdon's jumping ant), 5872 nucleotides. RefSeq names its product fibroblast growth factor receptor homolog 1. The transcript has 11 exons. Gene Ontology annotation, molecular function: ATP binding; fibroblast growth factor receptor activity. NCBI's taxonomy places the organism in Eukaryota, Metazoa, Arthropoda, Insecta, Hymenoptera, Formicidae. Bases 1282 to 3765 code for a protein of 827 amino acids. The record is from RefSeq and is a predicted model, not a curated record. Gene Ontology annotation, cellular component: plasma membrane; signaling receptor complex. Gene Ontology annotation, biological process: positive regulation of cell population proliferation; protein phosphorylation; multicellular organism development.
GAACGAACGCGCGGACGAGCGGUUAUUUCAAGCGACGGCUCUUCUGGCACUUCGCCCCGAGCUUUCCUCCUCGUGCUGCACAUCCUCCUUCUCCUCUCUUGGGCCCGCGAGUAGUGCCCGAGUCCCGUCAGUGUCGCCGCCGCGACGACGGCAGCCUCUCCUCGACGAGACGAAUCAGAAGGAGGAAGAGAGAGAGAGAGAGAGAGAGAGAGAGAGAGAGAGAGAGAAACACAACGCAGUCAGAACGCAACGAGCACCGCGAGCGGCCGGACGGAUGCGUGUCUUCGAAGCGAUCUGUUCUGAAGAGCGGCGGUGACACGAGUUUGUUGUCGAGAAAGCGCCGCCAAACGAUCGAUCGAUCGAUCGAUCGAUCGAUUGACCGACCGACCGUCCGAUCCUGCGCGACAAUCUUGCUACGCGCGCCAACUUUCAAACUACAGUGACACUAGGCAGUGACGCGUCGGACUGGAGAACACCCUCCGAGGGUGCGACGGUCUCGGGGUGUCUCAGUGAAUGGACCGUACGUGCUCGGUGCUAGGAUCAGGGAGAGCCGCGAGAACCGGAAGAUCGCUUUCGUGUGGUACAAGGAGAGUUUUGUGAGAGAGGAGAGAGAAGUCGUUGUCGGGAUAUCGCGCGAGUUUCGAUCAUCUGUCAGACAGAAGCGAGGGGAAACUUUGGAGAGAGAGAGAGAGAGAGAGAGAGAGAGAGAGAGAGAGAGAGAGAGAGAGAGAGAGAGAGAGAGAGACCGGAGGAUGGAAGGCGCGUGGAAAGGAGCGAAGGAGGAUCUGUAACGACGUGGCCGCCGUCACCGUCGCCGUCGCCGUCGCGCCGACCGGCCUGAAAUAACAGCGGGAAUACGUGCACAGUGAAUCAGCUCUCGUUCGUCCGUUCAUUCGUUAGCGCGAAUCUCCUUUCGGAGCAGUGACUAGAGCGCGCGGCGACGAAGGAGCUCCGUCGGAACCUACCCUUCUUCUCUGUUCGUCAAGCCCGCGCGUCGAUCUUACGACUCGGCGCGCGCGCUAUCCGUGAUCGAGCUCCGUGCAGGGAGAGAGCAACCGGAGGCUGCUCGGAGGGAGAGUGGGUUGAGAAAAGCCAGAAGCCCCCGAGGUACGACGAGGAGGACGAGGGGCAGCGGGAGAAGGGACGAAGGGGGUGUUUUCAACUCGGCCGAUCCCCGGCCAAGUUUUCUCGGAAAGGAGUUCGCGAAAGCGCGGCAAUAUCGAAGUCCUCAAUGCCGCGAUUACACUAGCCGUACACACCCACGGUGUCGAACGGAUCGAAAUGGCGACGUGGAUCUACCUUGUGACCUUCGUAUUCCUCGGAGUCUUGGAUCUUGGAUUAGCGCGGCUUGCUCGACUAGAAACGACGAUUAAUCCCGACAUCGUGGUGACCCCGGGCGACAAGCUCAACCUACGCUGUUUGCCGAAUCCCGACGACGAGACGACGUGGUACAAGGACGAUGAGGAGUUGCGACGUUUCUCCGCGAGGAUGCGGGUGACAAAGCACAUGUUGAAGUUCAAAUACGUCGAUGCAGCAGACGCGGGUGUCUACGCUUGCAGGCUAAAGUCGCCCGAGAAAAUCGAGUGGCGGAACAUUACUGUUCGCAUAGAGUCGCCGCAGAACGACAGCUUCCAGGAUGGCGACGAUGAAGAGACGAGCGUCGCCAUGGACACGCUCAGGCCGGAAGAAGAGACUAACGAUCUGGAGAUUGAAACCAGAAACUUACCCGAGACGCGGUCAUUGCGGCUGGAGAGCGACAAGAUCAAUGCGGAGCUGGACAACGAGAAGGCUGAGAACGACACGGUGGGCGAGCAGAACAACACGGUGCCGGAGAGCCCGCCCGCGUUCAACAAGAGCGACGAGAUGCACGCCUCGGUGGUGAAGCCCGCCGGCAACAUGUUGCGAUUGAGAUGUCCGAGCGUCGGCAAUCCUAAGCCGAAUAUCACCUGGCUGAAGAACAACGAGGAGCCGCGCCGGGACCUUGGCACCGUCAUAAGAACCAAAUGGACCCUGAGGUUGGAGGAUCUCGUGCCGAAAGACAGUGGAAAUUACACGUGCAUCGUGUGCAAUUAUCUGGGAUGCAUCAAGCAUACGUUCAAAGUCGAAAUAAUGGAGACAGUGAUGCACCGGCCGAUCCUGACGAGAGCCCCGCGGAACCAAACGGUGCUGAUCGGCAGUAACGUUAGUAUGGUCUGCGAAGUAUUGUCCGACGCGCAUCGCCAUCUCGAAUGGUAUCACGGUUACCAUGUCUCUUUCGACACCGUCAACAAAACCAAUGACAGCUUACGGGUGGAGGUCAAGACGACCGAGCCGACUGUGCUGAAGUUAUACAACGUCACCGAGAAGGACGAAGGAUGGUACACGUGUAUCGCCCAAAAUGCUCUUGGGGAAACAUUCAGUAGCGCUUAUCUUCGCGUCGUCGAAACGUUGGACGAGCAGAGAGUGCCGCUGACCGCACGACCGCAGGUCCUGGUGAACGUCCUGGCGGCUGUUCUUUGCAUCUUCUUCGCCUUGGGCGUCGUUGUGGUGAUAUAUAUUUUCCACCGGCUGAAACGCGAGAAGAUGAAGAAACUUCUGGCGAUCGAGACAGCGCGCGCCGCGGUCGUCACGCAGUGGACGAAGAAAGUGAUCGUGGAAAAGCAGAACUUGGUGAACGCGCAAAAUAUCGAUGACUCGCUGCUGCUGCCGGUGGUGAAGAUCGAGAAACAAAAAUCCACCGUGAUCGCCGAGGAUAGUAGCAGCGACAACGUAUCUGAAUACGAAUUGCCGUUAGACAGCGCCUGGGAGCUGCCGAGGGAGCAUUUCUUGCUGGGUGAGACCUUGGGCGAGGGAGCCUUCGGCAAGGUCGUCAGGGCCGAGACAAACACCGGCAGAUCCGGCAUACCCAAUGUCGUUGCUGUAAAAAUGCUAAAAGAAGGUCACACAGACACGGAAAUGAUGGACCUAGUCUCUGAAAUGGAGAUGAUGAAGAUGAUCGGUAAACACGUGAACAUCAUCAAUCUACUGGGUGCCUGCACACAAAACGGUCCGCUAUUCGUCGUAGUGGAGUUUGCACCUCACGGUAAUUUGCGAGAUUUUCUGCGCAAUCAUAGACCUUCUUCGGGGUACGAGCCAGCUAUCGGGCAAGAGCCAAAAGAGCGAAAGACGCUCACGCAGAAGGACCUAGUGUCAUUUGCUUACCAAGUGGCACGAGGUAUGGAAUACCUGGCUAGCAGAAGGUGCAUACACAGGGACUUGGCCGCCAGGAAUGUUCUUGUGAGUGAUGAAUACGUGCUGAAGAUCGCCGACUUCGGUCUCGCCAGGGAUAUUCACUGCCACGACUACUACAGGAAGAGAACGGACGGACGGCUACCGGUGAAGUGGAUGGCCCCGGAAGCUCUCUUUCACCGCCUUUACACCACUCAGUCCGACGUAUGGUCGUACGGUAUUCUGUUGUGGGAGAUUAUGACGCUGGGCGGCACGCCUUAUCCGUCCGUGCCGUCGGUCGAAAAACUAUUCCAGCUACUUAGAACCGGACACCGAAUGGAGAAGCCGCCCUGCUGCUCGAUCGAAAUAUAUAUGCUCAUGAGAGACUGUUGGAGCUACCAGCCGAAGGAGAGGCCGACAUUCGUAGAAUUGGUCGAGGAUCUCGAUAGAAUAUUGACCAUUACCGCGAACGAGGAAUAUUUGGAUCUUGGCCUGCCCCAGCUGGAUACACCUCCGUCCAGCCAAGAAUCCAGUGCGACAGAGGAGGACGGCGAAGAGAAGUUUCCAAACUUGUUGUGAACGUGUUUUAAUCGCUGCGACUUAACGCAAUGAUCGCGCAGAUAAAUCGAGAGAAGAUGAGGCACGAGGGUCGGUAUUCAUAGUCAGGUCUUAUAUUUAAGACCGUCCUAAGUUCACUUUUAGAUAUCCCAUAGCCAAUGAAAUGAUUUGUACAGCAUCUGAAGAUAAACUUAAGACGGUCUUAAUAUGAGAUCCGACUAUGAAUCCGACCGGCCGAAGUAAUCCAAAUACGACUCGCAAAUGCGAUCGAGGAGAGGUAACGUCCACCGUGCACUUACCGUCACAGCCGGGAGUGAGUGAGUCGAAUGGACGCGAUGGUAGAAAGGAAAAGUAACGAAGAAUGAAGCGUCAGAUCACGCGUGAAAGAUGAUAUAUCGACUGAAACACGCCAAAUAAUAUAAAUCAGUAUUGACCUGCAGCGCGUAGAAUUAGGGGAGAGCGCGUUGAAAGAGAGAGAGAGAGAGAGAGAGAGAGAGAGAAAAAGAGAGAGAGAGAGAGAGUGAGAGUGAGAGAGAGAGAGAGAGAAAGAGAGAGAGAGAGAGAGAGAGAGAGAGAGAGCUUGUGCAUCGCUAGUGUAUCGUGUCGCGUACACACGACAAGGAGAAAACGAGAAAGGAUACCCGAGAAAGCGGGCAUUCUGUGUUAUAUUAUUUUUCUACAUGGAUCGACACACACUACGCGUCUUUAGGAUUAAAGCGGAAGGAACAGGACAGCACACAAGGGUUCAAGGGGGGAGAUGGAGGUCAGUCCUUCUAAAUGUUCAGAAGCGUUGAUAUGCAAAGCGGAUUCCUAGGUCGCCUGUGCUGAUCCAUAGGUAUUCGUAGAUGUAAUAAUUGUGCCAUGAAUCAGUGCCUUGCGAUGGGAUCGCGCUCAUGAGUAGAAGCACGCGAACCAAACAGAGAGGAGCAGAUCGUCCUGGUCGCCGAGACGAAGAUAUUAGCGCGCGAAGGUGCUACCGAGCGAGAGGGCAUGAUGUUGCGUUUGUAACUAGUCAACUGUGUAACUAGAAAACUCGUAUGUUUUCUUUCUGUAUUAUAGUAGCCGGUAGAUUUACUUAGUGUUUUUACGUGGCUAGUGUUAGGCGGGAGCGACGACAAAGUAGAUUUUGUAUCGCGGGCAGUGACGCGUUCUGCGUAACAAUUUUUGUAAGAAAAGAAAAAAAUGAGAAAAACCCAAGGAGGGAAACUGAAUUAGAUGUACGGAAGAUCAAGUGUGCAAGAGAUAGGACGAGCAAACCAGCAAGCGUGAUGAAGGGUGUCAGGUCUGUUCUUCUUAGCUGAACCAGAGGCAGGUUCCGCCAGAGACGUUCCGAAAUAUUCUAUCUACAUAUAAUAACGUUAUGAAAUUCUAUGUAAAAGAAACAUGUUUCGAAGCACUUGCGAUGUUAACCAGAUCGUGCCUUAGGUUGGGUCCUUCCUUUAAGGUGAAAUAGCUAUACCGACUGCUAAAGGAAGAAGGCACAACUUUCCAGUGCGGCACUAAAUGCACUCGAAAAAGGACAGGCUUGCUGACAAUGAUGUAUUGAUGAUGUUAAUGAUGUUAUUAUGUUUGUUGGAAGUAAGGGUCUCUUUCUAUCGCACACGCGCAUCAAAGUGAGAGACAAAGAUCAGUGUUGAUACGCGAGAAAAGAAGGUCCAAAGUAUCGAAAGUGUAUCGCUAUAAGUUCUUUAGUUGUUACGUCGAAUAUCGAUCGCGAUAAGUGUAUAAACGGGAACGAGGUGCUUAGCGAUAGAUAAUUUAUUUUUCGUAUAUCGACGUGUCUCGAGAUACAUUUGAUACGUAUUGUGGACCCUUUUCUCGUUUCUUCGUCUUUUUUUACGUUAACUCUAAGACAAGUCGCACGAGCGGCACUUUUGUAAAAAGUGACAAUAAUGAAUUACGCAUUAGCACAACGAUAGCCGGGUAAUCUGGAAAGAUGAUGUCUGUACAUAUCGAGCGUGUAUUUAAAGAUUAUUUGUUAUACCCAUAGCAUCCAAACACGCGUAAUUAGUAAAUGAGCAUUUACGUAAGGUAUGUAAGAGCGUAAUGUAUAGAUUGUGUAAAGAAUCAUUAUUGCAACGCGAGUCCUUCGCCUCCAAUAAAUCGGUCGACAUAUAUCAAAAUACAA